AAUCGACGAUAUUCGAGGUCUACUAGAAUCCCGGGGGCAAUCGACACUCUUAGAAACCUUCCAAGAAGGGUGCGUACGAGACGUUGUCGCUUUUCUAACCCCCUUUAAAGAAGCGAGUUUGGAUUUGGAAACUGCAAAGGUAACAACGCUGGACCGUGUGCUGCAGUGGUACAAGGGUCUGUUACAUCACUGUGAACCAAUAGACAGUGACAACGAGCUCAUGGCGAAAAUAAAAAGGAGAGCAGCAUACUUCAUCACAGAGAAGUGCAAAAUUGAGUCUAUCCAUUAUGUUGCCACGGUUCUGUGGCCAUCACGGCGUCAUUUGAAGAAACUCACAGCAGACGAAAAGCAAGCCGCGUAUGCUGAAGUUCGACGAUUGUACUCGGAACUGCCCGUAAAUGAGUCCAUUCGAGCAAACAGUGACCAAGUUCUUCCCAUGAAAAAGUCCAGGAUGGACUGGAGUUCGGAUGAGGACGACGAAGAUGGACACACAGUUACUACCAAUGAACUCGACAGGUACCUUUCGCUCUCCAAAUCCGACUGUAGCUGUGCCGAAGGACAAAUUUUGCAGUGGUGGAAAACGCACGCGGGGUUAUUUCCAAGGCUGUCGGUAGUAGCCAGAAGAGUUCUCUGUAUUCCUGCCACUAGUGCUGCCAGCGAGAGAAAUUUUAGCCAGGCCGGUCACCUGCUGUCCAGCAAAAGAUCGUGCCUGGUAUCAGACAAGGUGGAUGAUCUCUUAUUGAUCCAUCACAAUUACGAAGAAGUUCAAACCGCCAUCUGUUGUAAUAGCUCCAGGAACACAAAUGACGCCUGUGUAUCAGGGAGGACCAAUGACGAAAAACGAAUUGUAUAGUCAUGAUUCACUUGUAACGUUUUUA
Schistocerca nitens (vagrant locust) is the source of this 878-nucleotide messenger RNA. RefSeq lists its product as uncharacterized. The transcript is spliced from 4 exons. Bases 221 to 853 code for a protein of 210 amino acids. The record is from RefSeq and is a predicted model, not a curated record. Gene Ontology annotation, molecular function: protein dimerization activity. Lineage: Eukaryota; Metazoa; Arthropoda; Insecta; Orthoptera; Acrididae.